AUGACCACAUUUACCACCCGCGACGCGACCGUGACUUUACGCGACUACAUCGGAGAACUAGAGCGCCUAAGCGAGCUGUCUAGCAGCGGGCAAAAGGCAUUUAAAGAAGAUCUUAAGUACUAUCGUAUGUCGAUAGAGCAGUACAAGAGCGACCAACACUACGUGUUACUACACCUACUACGCACAUGCUGUCUCCUAGACAAGACAUUACGCGAGUGGAUUGCUAACCUACAACUAACCGUUGGGGUUGAUAACGAGACUAAGAAAGACCAAGCACGCGAGCGCUAUCUUGCGGCCCUACGGCCUAUAAGAAGCGCGGCGCAAUAG
Molecule: messenger RNA, 327 nt
Organism: Pyrenophora tritici-repentis Pt-1C-BFP
Lineage: Eukaryota; Fungi; Ascomycota; Dothideomycetes; Pleosporales; Pleosporaceae
Source: RefSeq, a predicted model, not a curated record